ACUGUACCUUCUUGUAGCAAACGUUUACAUAAUCAUAAUCUGUAGAGUCAGCUGCAACAAUUUGAUUACUUACACAGAACCUAAAUCUACCUUGAGUUGAAUUGGUAUGCUUUUUUUAUCUGAAAAAAAAAUCAUAUACAAGUUCUAGAGGGCUGUGUUUGAGUGUAAUAAAAACUGACUUUAAAAAUUAAUAAAUAAUGUGAAAUUGUUAUGUUACAUAUAGGCCAGAUACUAAUAAUGUAGUAUGUGUGAUGGUGAAUAGGGCACACAAAAAAUAAUUCAUCCUACUGGUCCUUUUUCUAUUAAAAUUGAACAAAUUUCUGUGAGGAAGAUACCCUAGACAUACGGUACUUUUCCAUGCAUGAGUUGAUCAUUGGCUAAACUAUUGAGAAUGCCCUUCAGUUAAGUUAUCAGCUAAAUAACCUUUGGAUCUUAAACUCAUCAGCUGAGGAUAGUGCACUGUUACACACCGAUCAUUCCAAUUAUACAGAGACACUCAUUAGCAAUAGCAUAAACGGUUGCAGUGCCAAACCUAGAAAGUUCACGUACCAUUUCCUCUGGAGCACAUUACUAUCAAGAGUUAUGGAGAAGAUGCUUGUGAAUGUAAAGAAAUGGGUAGAAGAAAACAGAGAUGCUUUUCUGCCUCCAGUAUGCAAUAAGCUUAUGCAUUGCCAACAGCUCAAUAUAAUGUUCGUUGGUGGGCCAAACCAAAGGAAAGAUUACCAUAUUGAAGAAGGAGAAGAGUUGUUUUACCAGCUGCAGGGAGACAUGUGCCUGAAGAUAAUAGAAAAUGGAAAACACAAGGAUGUCCACAUUAAAGAAGGAGAGAUGUUUCUUUUACCAGCCAGGAUUCCACAUUCUCCACAAAGGUAUGCAAACACUGUGGGACUGGUUAUUGAAAGGAGAAGAUUAAAAACAGAAAUGGAUGGACUCAGAUACUAUGUUGGAGAAUCAACAGAUGUCCUUUUUGAAAGAUGGUUUUACUGUGAGGAUCUUGGUAUACAACUUAUCCCAAUAAUUCAAGAAUUUUUCAGUUCAGUGCAGUAUCAAACUGGAAAACCCAAUCCAGAUGAAAUCUUAAGAGCGAUUCCUUUCCCACUAAAUGAUAUCACAGUCAUGGAUCCCUUUUCUUUGCAAGGCUGGCUGCAUGAUUACCAAGAAGAUAUAGCCCAGAAAAAAUCCUUGAGUCUUUUUGGAGACAACUUUGAAACGGAGGUUAUAAUAUUUGGACCAGGAAUAACUGAAGGAGGAGGAAAGAAUGCAGAUAUAUGGAUAUGGCAGAUGGAAGGUAUAUCUUUUGUUACUACUGAUAGUAAAAUCCUGACCUUAAGGACUGGAGACAGCCUUCUUGUCCCAGUGCAGACUAAGUUUCACUGGAAGAGAGAUGAAGGAUCCAUUGCUCUUUCUGUUGUUCAGAAUCCGGCGAGGAAAAGACCCUAUGUCUGAGUUUUGUAUCCAUAUCCUGCUGUCAAAAAUUAUUAAUACAAUUCUACUUUUUAAAUUUAAAAAGUGUCAAUUUUAUGCUUGUUUUUAGAACUUUGGAAAUAUGAUGUGAAUGUAUUUCCUGGAACUGAGCACACCUUGAGCUAUGUGUGUGUAGGAAAGCUGCCUCAUUUAAAAGGCAUCAUGUACAUUACUAUGUCAGGACAUAAAUGUGAAUAAUUAGUAGAUAUGAGGGUUGUAUAUUAUGCAUAGGACCAGAUGUUCAUUACCAAUAUCAGCAUCUCAGUAUAAGCAGGAAGGAGUGUCAGUAUGCCUAUAUCUCACUUCUGGACUCCUCACUGAUGUGUGGUUGGUUACUAAACUGUGGGGUCUGGUCCAUCAGAGCCUUUAUUAGGUUCUUCUCCUGGCUUUCACAUCUGCUUGCAUCUAGAACUUUUGCUUUGCAGAUCAGACAAGCUUUUAAAAACAUGCCCAGUCCACAGUGAAACUCUUAAUCACACAGGGGCAUAAGCAGGAGAAUAUUAUCAGUACUGGUAGUAUUUGUCAUAUUUAGACCUUGGAAAGAAGUGGGAAAUUCAAACCAAUCAAAGAAAGUACCUCUUUGAAUAACUGACUGAAUAAUGAAAAGUGCUGUUCUGAGAUACAUUGAUGGCCACCUACUUGGGUGGCUAUAAAUGGGGAUUGGAUUCAUUCAUGCAGGAUUAGUGUAUCCUGAUGGUCGUGUGUUAUCUCCAAUAUUAGAAGCAGCAGGUUUCUCAAGUGCAAUUAAGGUGUGUUCUUUCAUAUGGUUUUGAUAGGCAGUACAUAGGCUGCCACCAGAGAACAGAAUGUUGAGGUGUUUCUUGACAGGGCAAGACAUUUUGCAUUCAUAAAAUAAGAUCAAUUGAACUUGAAAAACUCAAGAUGCAGUACAGUCAUCUUAAUGACUCUCCUAAUAAGUCUCUGCUAGCAUUUGGGAGCACAAAAUAGAGAUAAAACUCCAUAACCAACAGCAUCUUCUUCCUCUGGUCCCGGGUCAAAGGGAGAUAUACUUGGGCACUGCCCAGAGCCAUCCAUCUACAAAGGCCUCUCCUCAGAGGAUCCUGGUUUUGUUGAAACCAUUUCCAGUUUUAUGAAGAGCAUGUGAGCAAUAACACAAUCUAGGAGCCAAAACAGCAUCCUUCAUUUGCUAUGUGCUGUAUUUCAUAACAAUUGUUCAAACUGAACCCAGAGGAAUAAGAAGCCAAGGCAUCUUUCCAGGAUGGUUCUAUCCCUAUUUACCUCCAAUAGCUUACAUUCUCAGUAUUAUAUUGUAACUCAGAGUGUUACAGGAGAAUUGGGAAAUAAAUGCAUUUGGUACAAAAUGGUCAUAAUUUGCCAACACUUGGCAAUGAGGCUGGGUGUUAAAAACUAGUUGCUCAAGGACAUGUAAUUGGAAGGAGUCAGAAGUGGAGGGACAGAAUAGUCAGAAUAAAUGUCAAGAAUCCAUGGGAAAAGCCAAGGGGCUUCAUAGUAGACAGCACAAAGCCUGCUAGGAAUUCAGAACUGAGUACCUUUUGAAGGGAGGAGACUUCUUUUCCUAAGGAACUGAGAAAAAAGCUGGGUGCUAGGAAACAGUACACAAAGACUCCAAGGGGUGUGCAUGUAUGUUAAAAAAAAUCAAGAUGGCAGUUACAACUGCAUGGUUGAAGCCCCACCCCUUUGGGUGUCAUACAUGAGCAAUGCACAUUAAAAAGGGGAAGGGUUUUAAUCAGAUAGUCAUGGUUGCCAUCUUGAUUUUUUAACCACCCCCAAGGACAUCCCUGUUGUGGAGCUAAGGGUGUAAGGCAUUUUCUUGGACACAGAUGAGUAUCCAGGGGAAAAGGCAGAGAAGCAGAAGAAGGCUAACCUGAAAGUCAUGGGUAGGAAAAGGAGGGGGGGAAACAGGGCAUGAUUAGCCUAUAGCAAAGAAACAGCCUAAGGAGAUAAAGGGAUAGGAGACAUAUCUUUAAAGUAAGAGAAAGAUUUCUUGAGAGCAAGGGAGAAAAGAGACAGAAGUUUCAAGUUAAGAGAUCAAUAGAAAGGCUGCUCAUAAGUUAGGGCUAAAAGAGGAAAACAGGAGGCUACAACUCAGUGGUUACAAGUGGAGGAGACCUAUUGAUGGUACCAUGGGUUUGGUUCAGUUGGUAGACUCAGCAAGUGAGAAGUUUCAACACCCAGUGUGUGUUGCCUGGGGGUUGACACUGUUUGCAGAGCCAAAAGGAGGAGAAAGAAGAAACUGAGCCAACAAAGAGGAGGCUUAGAAGAAAACAAGCAGUCAAGAGUGAGACUACUCCAUGAGAUUCACAGCAUGUUUAAAAUAAACUACCUCUCCAUGGGCAUGAGAAAGAGAAACUGCCAUCACUGAGCAAGCCUCUCAAGAGCAAGAGAUUCACUGCCAUCAAGUUCAAUAGCUUAAUGUUAUUAAUAUUAUCAUUGUACCUGU
Messenger RNA from Candoia aspera, 3886 nucleotides. It is a transcript of the gene HAAO, whose product is annotated as 3-hydroxyanthranilate 3,4-dioxygenase. Gene Ontology annotation, biological process: 'de novo' NAD+ biosynthetic process from L-tryptophan; quinolinate metabolic process. The coding region runs from base 583 to 1446 and encodes 287 amino acids. NCBI's taxonomy places the organism in Eukaryota, Metazoa, Chordata, Lepidosauria, Squamata, Candoiidae. The transcript is spliced from 10 exons. Gene Ontology annotation, cellular component: cytoplasm. The record is from RefSeq and is a predicted model, not a curated record. Gene Ontology annotation, molecular function: 3-hydroxyanthranilate 3,4-dioxygenase activity; iron ion binding.